AUGAACGUCUGUAAAGAAUUCAUUAAGCUCGCCUUUAUGCAAGCAUGGUCGCUAGUGACGCUGGUGCAGGAUGCGAAGCUGCCUCCCACACCGCCAGCGCAGACCUGCUUCGUAGACGUAGCCAUACAGGAGACCAGCCUGUGCAGUAACGUCUUCAAGAAACACGUCACCGAAAAGGCGUUUAACGCAUCGGACCCUAAAGACUUGAAGGAAGCGUGUUGCUCGCUGGAUCGGCUGGAGCGGUGCCUCUACGCGGCCUCCAACAACGCGGGCUGCAAGGAGGAAGUGAACACGCUGGUGUCCUCGCUGCUGCGCGUGGCACGUAACCUGCUGGGCGACGUCUACAAGACCCGCUGCCGGUUCAAGUGCAGCGCCGCCUGGUCCCCGUCGGCGCCGCUGCAUCUGGUGCUGCUGCUUCUGGCGGCCACCCUGCUGAACGACCGCUUAUAGACCGCCGUGGUUGGGCCGCAGCCCUGCUAGACGGCAACCUCGACGAGGUCCCGGAGCUCGAACGUCUCUUGUUCGCCCGACUUCAACACCUGAGAUCACCGAAGCGCGGAGCUUGGUGUUUCCGACUUCGUUUCACACCGACGUGUUGUGCAUACUGCUUAUGGACUGCUCAGGCUGCGAUGGACGUCUGCGCAGGCGCAGCCACUCCCGCUGAGUACACGGACCAUGUCGGGCGUCUACGUGGUCACUGGCCCUCCUCGUUGACGAGAUAUUCUUGAUCGAGACGAACGUUGUUUUCUGCUCGGAAUGACGAGCGUUCGUUUCCAUCGCCGCCUACAUGUCUACGACAGUCUACGGGCGUGUCCCUCACUGCGGUCUCGGGAGAAGGCAGUUCUGAUGCCGUUCUCCGUGUCGAAUUGAACUUUCGAUUGGGAUGAACUGUUUCGCAUCGCGUCACCGUUUACCGAGGACAAGUCGGUCACGCUUUGCAAGGCUCAAGGAGGGCACCGAAACACAAACUAAGUUCCGGUAGCUGAUAAUUUUAGUGCGUGAAGUCAUCCCGCACUAGUGAAACAGGAUGACCGUGAUUGAAACAACAAGUGUACUCGUCGCGGGAACGCAUGUCGCCAUGCAUCGGCGACAUGCACCAAACACGGAAGUUCUUGGAAGAUAAGCGCAUGGGGGCGGGUACUACACUCUGUAUUUUUGUGCUCAAUCUAAACCCCUCGACCGACCACGCAACUGCUUUAGCUUGAGAAGGAACGGGAUGUGUUGUCACUUCUCUUUUGCGGGCGUUAUCUCGAACUAUACGGCUCUGUACUCGCCACUUGUGUUCCCGCUGUGGUAUCUUGUGGACAGUCCUUGUUUUGAUAGCAAGUUAAACGUGCCAUUGCGUGAAAAUGGUCAAUCUUUCGUAUAGUUUCUUUACUUCUUUUUUUCUUUUACCGAGACGGGUUUUUUUUUCAUAUAAGUGUUUUGCAAUACACGCUAUAACCCAGUGUUGGCGUGAGUAAGUAUAGUUGAUAGCUAUGUUUAGGGAGACUGUACUUUUAUGCUUGUUUUGUCAUGGCUGUUCAUGUGUUUCAUUCUAAUCAGGGACAUACAAAAUAGGAAAGUUGGGCAACGUCCCCUCUCCCUGUCCUACUAGAAAUAAACAAAUAAACAAAACACUGAACGCAUCAGGUAAAACGGCUCGUAGCCUACCCGAAGUAGUAUACAAAGCACGUCCGCUAAAGUGUGCUGACUUCUACCUGGAAAUCUAUUUAAUUUCUUUGGCACGCAAUAUUAGAAAGACAACGGAGAUAGCCGGGAUUUCUAGGCGUCAUGACUCUUAGCAAUACAUAUUUUUUUUUAGUUUCUUACUUUCAAGGAUGUACGAAGUGGUGUCGCGGUGUUCCAAGAGAAGCUCGUGCAGCACUCAGUCAUGUGUACUUAAUUAAACGUCAGCAUGGUGGUGAUAGCGGUGCAUUUUUUUCGCGCACCUGAGAUAUCUUCAGGCGUGCAGAGUCACGUUUUUUUUUUUUUUUUCACGUACGUCAGCGCCAGUCAGUUGGAUUUUCGUUUCAUGUUUUUUUUUCUUUUGUGGCUGGUACGAGGACGCAUCAAGCUGUACCAGAAGCACUCCCACACGGCGUUCUCUUCUUCCCCCACUUGAUGUACUGUCAUCGUCGACCCCUGCGUUGGUGUAUAGUGACACAUCGUUUGUGCUGGUGCGUGCUCAUUUGUGUGGACUGGCGUGUUUGGGGAGGCACGGCCGCAGGUUGGCAGCGGCCAACUCCACUCCACCACCGUUGCGCCAGUCUUGUCGUUCAAGCGGGACGUGUUGGACCCUGUGAAGCCUGCGUGUGCUCGGUGAAGUGACGAAACGGCGGAGUAACGCCACGGCUACACGAAGGAAGCAUUAAUUGGAUUACUGUAGCGCGGAAUUAAGCCUGUUGUUCUUAGCCAAGUGCGUGAUAUUCGUAGGAACGUACCAUGGCGCGCUUUUGUGAGAAUUUGUGCUUUUUUUUUUUUGUAACUGUACCGAUACACUUUUCUGAAUUCGGUAAAGCGCAAGCCUGAAUGGCUGCAUUCGAUAUGGCGAUCUCUCUUGUGUCGGCUGAAUUCUGUACAGUGUGGGUGCAAACUCGUGAUGAGUUAGCAGCUUACGAGCGCAGCAUUAGCUAUGCAGACCGGGUCACUCUCGCUGUGAAAUUUAACUCCCAAUAUUUAUACGCAGAUGAUCGAACUACGUAUACAGUACUUUAUGUGAGCGUUCUUUUUUUUUCUUAUUAUGGCAAGGGAAGCAGUGAUAAAGACUUUAGAACACAUUUGACGAACAGCUGUAUUUUUUGGUUGGAAGUUGCUAAAUUAUUGACGUACAUUUUCUUCGAUGUUGGCGUCUCAAAAGUCACCCAACGCACAAAGUGCGAGAGCUAGCGUCAGAAAGCAGCUUGCAUCGUCACGUAAAAAGGUUUCUGCGCCAUUACUGAGCCAUUCCACGAGAGAGAUGCCGCACGUUCGUGUGACUGGCAACACUUAUACAAGGCUCAGUAUCGCAGCAGUCGACAAGUCGUGCGGAUUCCAGUCUGCAUCGCUGGACUGUGCGUGUGUAAUAACAGUGACGCAGCUGCUCUGAUUUCACAUGCGGCUCACCGAAAAUUAAAAAAAAAAACAGGUUUGGAAGUAACGAUCUGGUUUCACUUAUACACUGCCAACUGAUCCCUUGCGCGCAUUUCUUCGCUGUUGUCGCUUAAGCCUCAGUCCCAAUUUCUGGCUUCUUUGUUUUAAUGUAAUUGGGUAUUAAUGCUGGAGUGCUGUACUAUUCAGUGCCAAUUUUAAUGAAAUUAAGUGUCUAAAAUUCUUAGCGACGGAGAAUGCAGAAACGGAUUAAUAAUCGGCGUAAUUUCUCCGCGAAGUGGCGUCGCUUAUCCUUUCGCCAUCGAUUAUUGUUUAAGUGACAGUUGCCCAACUCCCCAAGUGCACGACCGGCCUACGUGUAAACGGGGCCUCAAUCCUUCUAGCGGCUCGUCUCAAAGCGUUUUCAUCGGAGCUUUAUUCCGUUGUUUAAUAACUGCGUCUACAUUGAAAAGUGCACCAACGAGAAACUUGCAUUACGACUAGAUUGUCGUUCUGCGUCAAUGUCGCGAGUGUUCCCACAGGUGCCCCGCUUUAGUUAGCAUAAAACUGUGCGAAAUCUCUGACGACACACAUGGUGUGAACAAGGACUCGACAUACGGUAUAUGUCGGCGUAUGUGUCAAAGGCAGCAGUUGUUCUCUCACAAGUGGUAUGCCGUGUGGUCCUCGCAGAGGGAUGGCAGCCACCAGAAACGUCAGCAAGAUUAACCAAAGACAGAUUAUCGCCCGAGACAUGUGAAUAGUUUAUUUCAUGAUAUUAUAAAGCGUGUUUGACAAUAAGUUUCUCUAGAACGUGUUUCCUAUGUUUUCCUGGUUCCGUUUUCCAAAAGCAUGCACGCCAAGGUAAACUUUUUUGAAGUGGCUCACGUGAAAAAAAAAAAUAUUGAUGUUCUUAUAGCUUACUUUGGCGACGGAAUAGCAACUGCUGUCCGACGGACAAAUGCUCUUGUAGAAAUGCGCGUAAUUGUGCUAUUCAUAGGUGACGAUAGCCUGUCGAAUUUCGAACCAGUGUUCAAAGUGGUCGCAUAAGAAUCAAUCAAUUUUACCCGUUUCACACGCGUGCACGGAGGUUCUACUCGAAAAAAAUUCAAUUCAUGUUGUCUUUCUCAGAAAAUGUAAGACUUUGAAGUAUUGCAAAAAAAAAAAAACGUUUGCACAAAGUUGUGAUGCGUCGAAUCAUCCGGACAUCACAAUGUACGAAGUCACCCACACAAACGUCCUUAAGCUGACCCUAAUUAGAACAUUUCAAGUUUGCUAGGAGCCGUUGCCGUAAAGCCUUGAUAUUUCGCGGUUCGGAAACAAAAAUAACGAGUCUCUUCCACUUGUGUGCGUGGUGCAAUGGCUGCCACUUAUCUUUUUCUCUUUGCUUUCUUCGCGAGCGGAACUGAGCAUUGUCCUGCUCACCUGCGUGCGUCUAUACUCAUUUUGACAGCAUGAACGGCUGGUGUGCAAGAUUGGGACAUAUUUGAGGCGUCACCAGCUGCUUGCGCAACUCUUCUUUUUCAUAUAUAUAUAUAUAAGAUUUUGUACUGCCGCAAUACUCGGCGUUUUCUUCUCUUUCAAUGACGGUCGAGCGUCGCUUUCAUUCCUCUGUCUCGCGGCGAAGGCUUCCCGACGACAGUUCUUUUAGUGUCUCCUGAAGAAUGUAUUCCGCUGCCAAUAUCGGUGGAAAGCAAAUGAGCUUCGUGCUGUGCCUGUGCAAAUCAUACGUAGUGGUGACAAGCCUAUUUCGUUUCGAGCACAUUUGCACUGCUGCUUAGUCAUCGCUAAGUUUUGAGCGACAAACUUUUCCCUGAAGACUAAGUCAAUGGACUAAGCGACCUAACCGAGCCGGUCCCAAAUUAACGCUUUCUUUUCAAGCGUCACGAGUGCACAGGUUUCUUUCGCGUAUACCGGGAACAUAUUCAAGCUUUCGUUAUCUUGCCUGAUGUUUUUUUCCCUUUUUUUUAAAAUAGCGGGCGACCUAAGGAACUGCUCAUCGAGAUUACCCUACCCGCAAUACUAUCGUUUUUCUCUUGAAAAAAAAAAUGUGCUGAUAUAUUGACAAUGUUGAUCCUGUUGUAGUUAUGAUUAAAGACGAAACUUCUUUUUCAUCA
Messenger RNA from Rhipicephalus microplus (southern cattle tick), 5162 nucleotides. RefSeq lists its product as uncharacterized. The record is from RefSeq and is a predicted model, not a curated record. NCBI's taxonomy places the organism in Eukaryota, Metazoa, Arthropoda, Arachnida, Ixodida, Ixodidae.